AUGUCUGAUGAGCGGACGCCGCUGAUCACCAAUGUCUACAUUGGUGCGCCGCGCCGCCGUUACCCGAAUAAUGUCUUACGUCGGUUCUGCACCAUCGCGCUCUCAUCCAUCCUCAUCUUCUGGUCCAUCUUCUUUGUAGUCGCCCUCUUCGUCGACGAGCCUCCUCGUCACCACAAUCACCGCCAUCACGGCUGGUCCUGGUCCAACAGCCUCAGCCGUGGUCCCAUCACCCAUGAGGAGUUGCAAAAGAUCCUCUUUGAGGUGCCCUCAUCUGAGAAGGCCGAGGAGUGGAGCAAAUAUUACACAGCCGGGCCUCAUCUUGCGGGCCAAAACUACUCUCAGGCUCUGUGGACCAAGGAAAAGUGGGAGUCGUGGGGCAUCCAGUCUGACAUUGUCUCUUACGAUGUCUACCUGAACUACCCCAUUGAUCACAGCCUCUCCCUGCUCUCGAAACCCAAGGAUGACGAAGAGUCCACCUGGAAGGUUGAGUUCAAGGCCACUCUCGAGGAAGACGUUCUCGAGGAAGACCCGUCCUCCGGCCUGGAGGAUAGAGUGCCAACGUUCCACGGCUACUCCGCCAGCGGCAACGUAACCGGCUCCUUCGUAUUUGUGAACUAUGGCACGUACCAGGACUACGAGGACCUCGUCAAGGCCAACGUCAGCCUGGAGGGAAAGAUUGUGAUCGCAAAGUAUGGCGGCAUCUUCCGCGGCCUGAAGAUCAAGCGCGCUCAGGAGCUUGGUGCCAUCGGCGCUCUGCUGUACAGCGACCCCGGUGACGAUGGCAAGGUCACCGAGGAGAACGGGUACGAGGCCUACCCCAACGGUCCUGCCCGCCACCCGAGCGCCGUCCAGCGCGGAAGCGCCCAGUUCCUCAGCCACCGGCCCGGAGACCCCACCACCCCCGGCUACCCCUCCAAGCCAGGUGUACCCCGCGCUCCCGUCGACGACGCGACCCCCUCCAUUCCGUCCAUCCCUAUCUCCUACGCGGAUGCCCUUCCCAUUCUGAAGGCUCUCAACGGCCACGGACCUUCGGUGAAGGACUUCAACAAGUACUGGAACAGAAACCUCGGACUCAAGUACAAGGGCAUCGAGUACAACAUCGGCCCCUCCCCCGACAACGUGGUCCUGAACCUCUACAACGAGCAAAACUACACCACCACGCCCCUGUGGAACGUCAUCGGCAUCGUCAACGGCACAAUCCCCAACGAGGUUGUCGUUGUUGGCAACCACCGCGAUGCCUGGAUUGCUGGUGGCGCCGGUGACCCCAACAGCGGCUCCGCCGUCCUGAACGAGGUGAUCCGCGGUGUCGGCAUUGCCGUUGCCAGCGGCUGGAAACCCACGCGUACCAUUGUCUUCGCCAGCUGGGACGGCGAGGAGUACUCGCUGAUCGGCAGCACCGAGUGGGUGGAGGAGUACCUCCCCUGGCUCUCCCAAGCUUCGGUCGCCUACGUCAACGUCGACGUCGGUGUUCGCGGCCCUAACUUCAACCCCUCCGCCGCGCCGCUCCUCCACCGCGUCCUCCGUGAGGUCACGCACCUCGUCCCGUCCCCCAACCAGACGGUUCCCGGCCAGACGGUCGGCGACGUGUGGGACGGGCACAUCAGCACCAUGGGUUCGGGCUCCGACUUCACCGCCUUCCAGGACUUCGCGGGCAUUCCCUCGCUCGACUUUGGCUUCGGCGGCGAGAACGACGAGGUCGUCUACCAGUACCACUCCAACUACGACUCGUUCCACUGGAUGAAGGAAUUCGGCGACCCGGGCUUCGUUUAUCACCGCACCAUGGCCCAGAUCCUUGGCCUCGUUGUGGCCGAGCUGUCCAACGUGCCCGUCAUCCGCUUCAACGCCACCGACUAUGCCGACGCCCUGACGGCCUAUGUCGACCAGGUCGAGGCCAAGCUCACCGUCGCUGAGCCCGCCUCGGACGAGGAGCUUUUCCGCAUGCGCGCCAGCAUCGUCGCCGCCGACGCCGACGCCCGCGGCUCGCCCUCGCAGUUCCGCGCCUCCCUGCAGAUCCUCCGCACCUCCAUCGCCGCCCUGCGUGAGAAGACGGAGAAGCUCGACGCCACGGCCAGCUGGGUCGACUGGGAGCUCAAGUCCGAGAUCCCCUGGUGGAACCUGUUACGCAAGAUCAAGGUCGCCCUGGCCUUUGUCUGGGUCAACAAGUCCUACAAGGGCUUUGAGCGCCACUUCCUGUAUCCCGGUGGCCUGGACGGCCGCAGCUGGUUCAAGCACGUCGUCUUUGCGCCUGGUCUGUGGACCGGCUACUCUGGAGCCGUCUUCCCCGGUCUUCAGGAGAGCAUCGAUGCCAAGGACUUUAACAACGCCCUCAAGUGGACCGGCAUCAUCAACGAGUGCAUCGCCUCCGCCACCAAGAGCCUCUGA
Messenger RNA from Colletotrichum spaethianum, 2382 nucleotides. Its product is annotated as putative glutamate carboxypeptidase LAMP1. Gene Ontology annotation, molecular function: carboxypeptidase activity. The record is from RefSeq and is a predicted model, not a curated record. Lineage: Eukaryota; Fungi; Ascomycota; Sordariomycetes; Glomerellales; Glomerellaceae. Bases 1 to 2382 code for a protein of 793 amino acids. The transcript has 4 exons.